GCACAGCGACGGCCGAGUACUCUCGUACGACCAGGCGGUCGCCUACUGCCUUCAGCUCUUCGGCAGGCUACCCGUCCUCCAUGACGUGGCCGCCUUUACUGACGUCGCCACUUUCGUAAACGAUGGAUACUCAGCAAACACUAACAACGGCUACUGGUUAGGCGCGACCAACUCAACUGCCACGCACGUCUGGCAAUGGAGCGACGGCUCGGCUGUGCAGAUCGGCCCUCCAUUCUGGGCUUACAAUGCUCCAUCGAAAGGGGUAUUCGAACCCAAUGGCGGGAGGACGGAGGGCUGUGCCGGGCUCUAUUCCUCUGAGGACUGGGCGUUCCAUGACUUACCUUGUAACAAUGUCUGGAAGCCACUGUGCUCGAGUAAUCCGGUGAAUGGCCUAUGCGCACAUCCGUUUAUUUUGGUGGGUACGCAGUGCGUUCACGUAAUUCUCACAGAACACAACUGGAGUGACGCGCGCACUCAGUGUGGAUUGGUCGGUGGAGACUUGAUCAUUCUAGAUGACUACUACAAGUUCAGAAAGCUGUUCUUCUAUCUCCAGCAGUUUAUAAAAGAUUGGAAUCUAAGGAUACUGUGGAUUGGUGGCUCAGACUUAGCCGUGCAGGGGCAAUGGCGCUGGAUUGACGGUUCGAAGAUGGCCAUGGGGCUGCCAUACUGGGGGACGUCUGCCGUUGGACAUCUAGAACCCGACAACCCUGGCGUGGAGAACUGCCUAGAGCUCAGUUCUGUGUGGAGGUACAGGUUCUCCAACACGCUGUGCUUCAAUACGCGACGUGUGAUCUGCGAGGCACAGCCCUUCUAGAUCUGCGAGGCACAGCCCCUCUAUAGAUCUGCGGCGCAGCUUUUUUAGAUCUACGAGACAUAGCCCUUCUAGAGGAAUACUUUUCAUUUAAAAAUGCUGUAAAAUCCCUAAAGAACGCACCAUUAGAACACUACAUAAGAACACACCAUAAGAACA
Messenger RNA from Hyalella azteca, 970 nucleotides. RefSeq names its product C-type lectin domain family 4 member E-like. The transcript is spliced from 6 exons. Lineage: Eukaryota; Metazoa; Arthropoda; Malacostraca; Amphipoda; Hyalellidae. The record is from RefSeq and is a predicted model, not a curated record. The annotation marks the transcript as partial.